Molecule: messenger RNA, 99 nt
Organism: Caenorhabditis briggsae
Lineage: Eukaryota; Metazoa; Nematoda; Chromadorea; Rhabditida; Rhabditidae
Exons: 2
Coding region: 1-99 (32 amino acids)
Source: RefSeq, a predicted model, not a curated record
AUGCAAUGCAGAACAGUGGCAAAGAAGAAAAGAAAAGGCCGAAACUGCGAAAAAGAGAAAGAGCCCUUCUCAUUAAGAAAUUUUACCAGCGACACUUAA